GUUAGUGUGAUGGCUCUCAAGCCAGAAGUGUUAAAGGUAUAAAAAACAAAACAAAAAAAAAAAAAAAAAAACUUUGGAGUGAGUGCUCCGCACAUUGGUCUCGGGAAAAUAGUUGGAGUGAGCGCUCUUGUUGCUCGUGUUGUAGUAAAUAUCUUUUUGUGGAGGUAAGCUAGGUUAACGGGGAGGAGAAACAAACGGUAGCUCAUGCGAAUGUUUAAGGCAGUUUUACAAUGCUGGAACUUUGGUUACGUAUGUCUUUUUACAAUGUCAUAAAGCUGGGAACUUCAAACGAGAAACGCAAGCCUUGUGUGGAGUCCUUAGUUUAUUUGUUAGCUGGCUGUCUAGCAGCACAUGGUAGACGCGUUGUGAGGACAGCACAGUAAAAAGACAUUGACUCGGCGAGUUCAAGCAACACGGAACCACCUAACGCAAACAUGAGUCUGCGCUCGGGGAGAAGCUAUCACCGAAGCUACGCUACGCAGCGGCAAAACGAGGGAGGUGAAGAACCAGAACCAGGGGUCCCAGACGAACCAGAACUACUCCAGCGGUCUUCACAACCUUUCGACGCCAGGUCACAGUCCUCUAGAGCUACAACACGCUCUCAGGAGUCUUCAACAAGCUCUGCAGCGGCAAGAGCCUACGCUAAAGCACAAGCAGCUCGAGCUCAACUCGCAUAUGCAGAAAAAGAAGCUAACGUGAUGAAACAGAAAGCAGAGCUAGAUGCUAAUCUUCACGUUCUCCAGUGUCAAAAGGCAGUAGCUGCGGCGGAAGCAGAAGCUACAGCCCUCGAAGAAGUAGCGAUUCAAAGCGGGGAGCUUAAGAGAGAAACCUGCAACAAAAGUGAAUCUCUCAGUUCAGCCCAGCGUAUCAGCGAAUACGUUCAACAACAAAGGGAGUUACUCUACUCAGUCAAUCCUGUACAGCACACUGUAGUAGAACCUGCUGAAAGAGUAAAAAAAAAAAUACAAUGUUGAUGACGCUGGGCCUUGGUCCCACAAUCCUUUUAGGCAUACAGUUAAUUCCGCAAGCAACAACUUACCUGAUUCCUUUGGCCAGCAAGACUUUGCAAAAUAUCUCAUUCGCAAAGAACUAGUGAGUACAGGCCUCCUGCAUUUUGAUGACAAACCUGAAAAUUAUUGGUCAUGGAAAGCUUCCUUUAGUAGUGCGACUAAAGACUUAAAUUUAUCUGCCAGAGAGGAAUUGGACCUGUUGAUAAAAUGGCUGGGUCCCAAGUCGUCAGAACAAGCUAAAAGGAUCCGUGCUGUGCAUAACCUCAAUCCUCCUGCAGGCGCCAAGAUGGUUUGGCAGCGCCUUGAAGAGUGCUAUGGCUCACCUGAGGUUAUUGAAGAUGCACUCUUGAGAAAGUUGGAGGAAUUUCCCAGGCUCACAUUUAAGGACAAUGUUAAACUAAGAGAGCUUAGUGAUGUACUGUUGGAGUUAGAAUGUGCAAAGCAAGAUGGUGCCCUUCCAGGACUUACUUUCUUAGACACAGCUCGAGGAGUCAGGCCGAUUGUUGAAAAACUUCCCUUUAAUUUGCAGGAAAGGUGGACAGCUGUAGGAACACAGUACAAGGAAACUCAUCAUGUGCCAUUUCCUCCUUUCUCCGUUUUCACACAUUUUGUUCAGCAACAAGCAAAGAUGAAAAAUGACCCAAGCUUUAUCAUAGCCAGUUCCAGCAACAUUUCUACACGCACAGGAAAGGCCACACCAUACAACCAUAAACCCAUGGUGUCAGCACACAAGAUGGACAUAGCAGGAGAGCCAGUCCAGCAUGGCCCUGUGGAAAAGACAAUGGAAGAACCAGAUCGUCAGUGCCCAAUCCACAAGAAGCCACACCCGCUCAAAAAAUGUAAGCUUUUCAGAGAUAAACCUAUCGAAGAACGCCAAGCCUAUCUCAAAGAGCAUCGCAUUUGCUAUAGGUGCUGUGGGUCUGUGCAGCACAUGGCACGGGACUGUAGGGCAGUGGUCAAAUGUACGGAGUGCAGCAGUAGCAAACACACAUCGGCUUUACACCCAGGUCCUGCACCUGCUCCAAAGAGCACAGAGUUAGAAAGCGAAGAGCAGCGUGAUAGCUCACCUUCAGUCAUCUCAAAGUGCACAGAGGUAUGUGGCCUAAGUGGCAGCUCACGCUCCUGUUCUAAGAUAUGUCUAGCAAAGGUCUACCCUAAAGGGAAGAAAGAAAAAGCAGUUAAAAUGUAUGCUGUGAUUGAUGAACAGAGCAACGGGUCACUCGCUAAGUCAGAGUUUUUUAACCUCUUUGAAAUUGAAGCCAGACCCACUCCAUAUACCUUAAAGACCUGUUCUGGAAAAGCACAAGCUUUAGGAAGAAGAGCUCUGAACUUCCAUAUAGAGUCUAUGGAUGGAAAAUUGAAUAUCCAACUACCACCUUUGAUAGAAUGUGACUCUGUGCCAGACGACAGGACAGAGAUACCCUCUCCCGAGAUAGCGCACCAUCAUCCACAUCUCCUCCCAGUCGUAGACAAGAUUCAGCCAGUGGAUCAACAUGCUCCAAUCCUUUUACUCUUAGGAAGGGACAUCCUCAGGUUGCACAAAGUACGGGAGCAAAUCAACGGUCCCAGUAACGCUCCAUACGCCCAACGGCUGGACCUGGGUUGGGUUAUCGUGGGAGAGGUGUGUCUAGGGAAGGCUCACCGUUCAGCAGAGGUCAGUGUAUACAGAACACACACCAUUGAUAAUGGCCGUGAAUCCUACUUCAAACCAUGUCAAAGCUUUAUCGAUGUGAAAGAAAACUAUGGGCUAAAACCACAACGGCACAUCCCAUCAGCAGCAAAUCAUGUGGACACUACAACCAUUGUUCAUGACACGGACAACCUAGGGAAAUCUGUGUUUGAUAGAUCCAAGUGUGAUGACAAGCUUGCAUUGUCAGUAGAUGACAAAACAUUCUUAAACCUCAUGGCCAGUGAAGUCUACCAGAACAAAGAGAACAGCUGGGUUGCUCCUUUGCCCUUUCGUUAUCCAAGGCAAAGACUUCCAGACAACAGAGAGCAAGCUCUAAAACGUCUCCACUCACUGCGAAAGACUCUGGAAAAGAAACCAAAAAUGAAGAACCACUACAUCCAGUUCAUGCAAGGGAUGCUAGAUAAUGAUCAAGCUGAAGCAGCACCACCUCUACCCCAAGGUAAAGAACAUUGGUACCUACCUACCUUUGGAGUGUAUCACCCGCAGAAGCCAGACCAAAUACGUGUUGUAUUUGAUUCUAGUGCAGAGUGUGAUGGAGCUUCACUCAACCGAAUGCUUCUUAGUGGACCUAACCUAACCAACACCCUGUUGGGAGUACUCCUGCGCUUUCGGAAAGAGCCUAUAGCUCUGACAGCCGAUGUGCAGCAAAUGUUUUAUUGUUUUGUUGUACGGGAAGACCACAGAGACUAUCUCCGCUAUCUCUGGUUUGAGGACAAUGACAUUACCAAGAAUGUAAUGGAGUAUAGAAUGAAGGUUCAUGUUUUUGGAAACAGCCCUUCGCCUGCUGUGGCAGUGUACUGCAUGAGACGAGCAGCUCAAGAUGGGGAGCGAGAAUAUGGCUCGGACGCAAGACACUUUGUUGAGCGACAGUUUUAUGUUGACGACGGGCUCACGUCAGUUGCCACAGCAGAAGAUGCAAUCGACCUCUUCGUGAGAACCAAAAACAUGUUAGCAGAAUUCAACCUACGACUUCAUAAAGUGGCCUCAAAUUGCAGUCAAGUGAUGGAAGCUUUCACUGCUGAAGAUCGAGCAAGCAAUCUUAAGGAUUUAGACCUCGGAGUGGAUCCUCUCCCUGUUCAGAGGAGCUUGGGACUUUGCUGGGACCUACAAACUGACAGCUUCACGUUCUCCGUGUCUGCGGAAGUUAAACCAUUCACACGAAGAGGAGUGUUAUCUACAGUCAACAGCUUGUAUGACCCCUUGGGUUUUGUGGCUCCUAUAAUAAUGCAGGGCAAAGCAAUAGUCAGGGAACUUUCGUCUGAAGAGAGGGACUGGGAUGCUCCUCUGCCUGUAGGAAAGGAAAAGAUGUGGGUCUCAUGGAGAGACUCUUUAAAAGUCUUAAAAGGCCUCCAGGUACCGAGGUGCUACAGUCCAGGUUCCUUAAAAUCAACGGAAAAAAAGGAACUGUGCAUUUUCUCUGAUGCCUCCAUUGUAGCUAUAGGAGCUGUAGCUUACCUGCAUACAGUUGAUAGUGAGGGACAUCACGUUGGAUUUGUAAUGGGGAAGUCAAAACUGGCCCCUCGCCCUGCACACACAGUCCCACGCCUCGAACUCUGUGCUGCUGUUCUGGCGGUGGAAAUAUUCGAGCUAAUUAGAGACGAAUUGGAUGUGAAGGUGGACAAUGUCAAGUUUUUCACUGACAGUAAGAUUGUGUUGGGCUACAUACACAACGCUUCAAGAAGAUUCUACAUGUACGUUGCCAACCGUGUCACACAAAUCAGAUUGUCCACACACCCCAAUCAGUGGCAUUAUGUUCCAACUGAGCUAAAUCCAGCUGACCAAGCCACACGGUUUAUUCCAGCAGACCAACUCCAAGACAGCAACUGGUUUUCAGGCCCUGCCUUUCUGUAUAGGGACAAUUCCUCAGAGUCACAUGAAGUCAGGCUGUUUGGGCUGAUUGAACCUGACUCAGACAAGGAGGUGUGUCCAGAAGUCACGGCAAUGGUAACUGUAACGUCAGAGUAUCAGCUGGGUUCCCAGCGCUUCAAGAGGUAUUCUAAUUGGAAUACACUUCUACGAGUCAUAGCCAGACUCAUUCACGUGGUUGCGUCCUUUAGACAAAGGAGAAGUGAUCAAGGGGGCUGGAAAAGUUUCUUUGAAACGCCAAGUAUCAAAGAACUUACACAAGCCAGUGUUGUUAUUGUUAGAACCGUCCAGCAGGAGAUGGUCAAAGAAGGAAAAGAGACAAACACAAAACAUGACACUAUAAAAAAAACUCAAUCCCGUUGAAGAUGAAGAUGGCCUCCUACGAGUUGGUGGACGCCUCUCUUCUGCCAACAUCACAGAAAAUGAAAAGCAUCCUCUAAUUAUUCCAUCUGCCAAUCAUGUUGCUACAUUACUUGUGAGACACUUUCAUGAACAAGUGGCUCACCAAGGACGUCACAUUACUGAAGGAGCUGUCCGCAGUGCUGGAUAUUGGAUACUUGGAGGUAAGCGUCUUGUGUCUUCGGUCAUCCAUAAGUGUGUCACUUGUCGCAAGCUCCGAGGCAAGAUGGAGAUACAGAAAAUGGCAGAUCUACCAGCAGAUCGAGUUAUUCCCGAACCUCCUUUCACUACUGUUGGCUUAGAUGUUUUCGGACCGUGGACUGUCGUUACUCGUCGCACAAGAGGCGGUUGUGCCCAGAGCAAACGUUGGGCUGUUCUUUUUACAUGCAUGUCUACUAGGGCCGUACACAUUGAACUGAUUGAGACCAUGUCAACCGACAGUUUUAUUAAUGCCCUGAGAAGGUUCUUUUCUAUUCGUGGACCAGCUAAGCUUCUGCGCUCAGACCGAGGAACUAAUUUUGUAGGAGCUUGUAAGGAACUAGGAUUGGACAUGAACGAGGCUAAAGUAGAAAAGUAUUUCCAGGAAAGAGGAUGCAUUUGGAAGUUUAACCCCCCUCACGCAUCCCACAUGGGAGGAUCAUGGGAACGCCUAAUCGGGGUGGCCAGGCGCAUUCUAGACGGAAUGCUGGUAAAAAAUGCAUCGACACACCUCACUCAUGAGGUUUUGAGCACCUUUAUGGCAGAGGUAAUGGCCAUUAUUAAUGCAAGGCCUCUUGUGCCAGUGUCUACUGACCCAGACUGUCCUACAGUGCUCACGCCAGCUAUAUUACUCACGCAGAAGAUAAGCGCUGUUUCUGCUCCCUCCGGGAACUUUUCCUCAGGACAAUUGUAUGGGAAGCAGUGGAAACAUGUUCAGCACCUUGCUGACACCUUUUGGAAAAGGUGGAAAGGAGAAUAUUUAUCCACCUUACAGACUCGCAAAAAGUGGACAGACAACAGACCGAAUGUCCAAGAAGGAGAUGUCGUCCUGUUGAAGGAUGCUCAGGUCAACAGGAAUGAAUGGCCAAUGGGAGUUGUCGUGAAGGCUCUUCCUAGCAAAGACAAUAAGGUCCGUAAAGUGGAAGUGCGGAUUGCAAAAGAAGGGACUGUGAAACUGUUCCUACGACCAGUCUCAGACAUUGUAGUUCUUAUUUCUCAGGGACAAUGACUGUGGUUGAUGUUAACUAACAUUCCCCGAGUAGUAUAGAUGUGUUCAUUCAUGUUGUUCUGAUAUAAUGCAAUUAUAUCAAGCGGGGAGUGUGAUGGCUCUCAAGCCAGAAGUGUUAAAGGUAUAAAAAACAAAACAAAAAAAAAAAAAAAAAAAAACUUUGGAGUGAGUGCUCCGCACAUUGGUCUCGGGAAAAUAGUUGGAGUGAGCGCUCUUGUUGCUCGUGUUGUAGUAAAUAUCUUUUUGUGGAGGUAAGCUAGGUUAACGGGGAGGAGAAACAAACGGUAGCUCAUGCGAAUGUUUAAGGCAGUUUUACAAUGCUGGAACUUUGGUUACGUAUGUCUUUGUGAGUAUGAACGAGCAUAAAUUGUACAACCUUUCGGCAUGCAACGCUAUCGUAUGUAAUUGUUAAUUAAACAAUUUCUGUACGUUUCAGUUACAAUGUCAUAAAGCUGGGAACUUCAAACGAGAAACGCAAGCCUUGUGUGGAGUCCUUAGUUUAUUUGUUAGCUGGCUGUCUAGCAGCACAUGGUAGACGCGUUGUGAGGACAGCA
Messenger RNA from Betta splendens (Siamese fighting fish), 6726 nucleotides. RefSeq lists its product as uncharacterized. The transcript has 2 exons. NCBI's taxonomy places the organism in Eukaryota, Metazoa, Chordata, Actinopteri, Anabantiformes, Osphronemidae. Bases 5192 to 6172 code for a protein of 326 amino acids. The record is from RefSeq and is a predicted model, not a curated record. Gene Ontology annotation, biological process: DNA integration. Gene Ontology annotation, molecular function: nucleic acid binding.